ACUUCAAACUUCUAGUAUCUACCUUAUAUUCUUGUGCUCGUAGUUAUUCAGUUUAAAAAAAUAAAAUAUUAUUAAUUUAAUGUAUCUUUCAGAAACAGUCUUAUAAGAAGAUUAAAGAUAGAACAGAUUUGCGUAAUAAAAAAAUAUUAAGUCAUGUUUAAACAAUAGCUGUGCUAUUCCAAUUAAUUUUUUGUUCUACGUCGGGAUUAUAAUCCAUAAAUAAAAUAAAUAAUAAACAUUAAAAUGCAAAGUAGAAACGAUUCACUUUCUGUCCUUGGCCCCACAAUAAGCGGGUCUCCUGCAGUACUGCUAACACCAGGAAGAACGAGAAAUAUCGCUCAAGAUAUGGAAGCUCUAAGGUUAUCGAGGCAAGAUAACCCGUAUUUACAGCAGGUUAUGGCAAGCAGAGAGAGUCUAAUAGAAAGUCAUCAUGAUGAAUGUGAAUCAGAUGAUACUAUUUUAAUGUCACAGGAAUUUGGUAGUGCACCUCUUGAUUUUGUAGAAGAUGAUCCUCUGACAUUGAAAGAGGUUCAUGAACAUAUGAUAAGGUCACCACCUCCUACCAGUUGUUGGCCACAAGAUAAUCUGUCUAACCGAGCGUCCAGUGCAUUUGAUUUCGGAGUGGACAGUCCAGUCUCAUAUAGUGCUUAUUCAGUCAAUUCUCAGGAAAAGGAGCUUCUCGGAUCCAGGUCUCCACGUCGUGGCACCCGGUGUGAUGAGACGAAAAACAAUAAUACCAGUAGACCUCGAUCUUCAAGAUCCGUAUCUCCCCGAGCUCAUGAUAUAACGCUUUGUGGAAGACCACUAUCGUUACCAGGUGAAACCCACCUGCGUAUAGUAUUAAAUAAAAAGCAGAGUCAGCAAGAUAGAUUUUCGAUUCUCCAACCACGCCCUAUUCGGAGACCUCACACCAAACGAUCAGAUGACAGUGUCCAACUAGUGCCGGACUGCGAUAAGUAACUCGUGACCAAAUUGUAAUAUGUUGUGCAUUGAAAUAAAAUAGCAAUUCGCAACUAAGUUUACGGACUUUUUAGCGGUUAUUGUAC
Pieris napi is the source of this 1046-nucleotide messenger RNA. RefSeq lists its product as uncharacterized. Lineage: Eukaryota; Metazoa; Arthropoda; Insecta; Lepidoptera; Pieridae. The transcript is spliced from 7 exons. The record is from RefSeq and is a predicted model, not a curated record. Bases 244 to 960 code for a protein of 238 amino acids.